This is a messenger RNA of Lodderomyces orthopsilosis Co 90-125, 1854 nucleotides long. RefSeq lists its product as uncharacterized. The transcript has a single exon. Gene Ontology annotation, molecular function: lipid binding; protein binding. Bases 1 to 1854 code for a protein of 617 amino acids. Gene Ontology annotation, biological process: plasma membrane tubulation; endocytosis; actin cortical patch localization. NCBI's taxonomy places the organism in Eukaryota, Fungi, Ascomycota, Pichiomycetes, Serinales, Debaryomycetaceae. Gene Ontology annotation, cellular component: Rvs161p-Rvs167p complex; actin cortical patch; medial cortex. The record is from RefSeq and is a predicted model, not a curated record.
AUGGUUGCUGAUGCUUUGAAAUCAUUUUCCACCAAUGUUGGAUCGCAUAUAAAGGAUGCCUAUAAAACCACCGAAUCAGAAGUGACCCAUUUCUCCCAUACUUUCAAGGAUAAAGUCACAUUCUACCAUAGAGAUUAUGAUCAAGAUGAUGAACUAGUAAAGAAUUACAAGCAUGAGAUUAAACAAGCAAGACUGGGUCUUGGUCAUCUUAUUUCACAAACGAAUCAAGUUUACAAACGAUUGAUACCUCAUAUGAUGUCAUUGAAUAUUAAAGUUGUACGUGAUUUUCAAUCACUAAUUGGCCCUGACUCAUUACAAUUUAAAGAUAUUGAGAAAUACUAUCACGAGUUUGAUUUGUUUCAAGCAGAGCAAGAAGUGCCACACGUCCAUCCUAAGGAGAGACAGUUUUCAAUCGAAGGUGUUAAUGAGCAAUUGUUUCAGUACAUGCAAUCAACAUUUGCACUCAAGUACGAACUAGAAGGUGAAUGCAUUGAAUUUCUAGACUCCACUGUACCCAAAAUCCAAUCAAUGAAAAAGAGGUUGAAAGAGACUUUGAAAUUAAUCAAGAGGAGAGAUCGUAAACGUGAUGAUCAAGACAGAUUAGAGAGAAAAAUUGACAAACUAAAUCAAAAGAAACCACCAUUGACUGAAAAAGAAGAAGCCAAUUUGACAAAGCUUCAACGUGAAUUUGAAGAGGUAGACAUUGAAUUCAAAGUAUUGAAUGAUAAAACAACAACCAUUUUACCGCAUAUAAUGUCAUUUUUGGACGAAUUUCUUGAAUCUAUAACACAGUUGCUCAUCCUAAAACAGGAAAGCAUUUAUGGUAGAAUUGUGAAGAGUUUCAAAUACUUUGCUACUUUUUAUGGCUUGAUUUAUGAGGAAGUUCCCACUUAUGAGGAGAUUUUAAACCAAUGGGAACUGGACAUAACUUCUACCAGAUUACAGAUUGAAUCAUUUAUCACCAUUUUACAAAACUCAAAGGCUGAUUUGUUAAAUGUGGAAAUCGAUGAUGAGGACAAGUCACUGAAGACAUACAAGUUUUAUCACAAGUUGUCCAAUAAAAUAUUUGAUAAAACUCAUACGGUAAAGCCGAAAGACUUGGCGGCUGGUAUGUUUAAUGAUACUACCGAAGCUGAUCCAAUCGUAGCGUUUGAAAAGUAUAACAACCCACAGGCCAAUCAAGCGGAGUCGUACCACCCAAGAAAGAUAUUAGGUAUCGAUGAUGUUGUUGUGGAGAAAACUGUCGGCUUUCAACCAGAACUCCCCCCUCGACCAGCACUUGCUUCAUUUAAGUCUAUGCAACAGACCACACAAGCAUCAUCUCGAGUGUAUUACUCACAAAGUGCGGCCAAUUCAAUGGAAUCGUUGUCGUUGAAUAGUGAUGAUGAUACAGUUAUAUCCGACUCGUCCCUGGUUAGUUCGGUACCCACUCAUUCAUUAUCAGGAUAUACAAAUGGAGAUAUUUCCGUAGACAAGGAGUUGCGGAAAAUAUACAAUGCCGCCAAGAAUGAGAUCAAAGUGGCACCAACACUUUUAUCCGAUUUUAAAAUUACACCUGAAGCCGAAACUCCUACAUCAAAAUUAACUGAUGCUCACAAACUCGCGUUACUUGAUCAUUUUUACCACAAAUUGGACUCCUUAAAACGAACUACCAAGAUUGCCAAGUACGAUUUUGUUGGGGUUGAAGUAGGCGAUUUAUCUUUCAAAAAGGGUGACACUAUUGAAAUUGUAUUUGAUUUGCAAAAUGUCGAUACGUUGUACCAGCAAAACAAUCUAAACUGGUUAGUUGCAAUAAUUCCACAAGAGGAUAACGAAGAUUAUAGAAUAGGGUUCGUACCUAAUAAUUACGUGUAA